GGAGCGCCCUCUUGUUCUCUUGGACUUGCCCUCCCUGUUCCUUUCGCCCUCUCUCUUCCACCAUCCAGGUAUACAUCAACAAUGGGUGCUCAGGACGUUUUCUCAGUUCCAAUCUUCCUCAUCAUUCUUCGUGAAUCGAUCGAGGCCGGUAUCAUCGUCUCCAUCCUGCUGUCUUUCGUCAAGCAGCUUAUUCUUGGAAAACAAAAGGAGAGUCUCCCCGUAUCGCAGCCCACGACAACACAGACAACAGAGGGCAAUGCAGCGGCAGUCGCAACUACAGAGGGCUCUACUCCUCAAGAGCCAGUUGAGGAGAUGGGAAUGAGCGAGAAGCAACUGUAUCGCAAGCUUGUCUGGCAGAUCUGGCUCGGUACCAUCAUCGGCUUCACGAUCGCUCUGUGCAUUGGUGCUGCUUUCAUCGCAGUUUUUUACACCAAGCUGCAGGAUCUUUGGGCUCAGACCGAAGACGCCUGGGAAGGUGCCUUCUCUCUUCUUGCCGCAGGCCUGAUUCUCGCUAUGGGCAUCGCGUUCCUCAAGCUCGAGGGUUCUUCUGCCAAAUGGCGCGUUCAUCUGUCACACGCCUUCUCGAAGGGGGACGCCGAUCGCUCUGGACGUGGUGGUCGUUAUGCCCUUCUCGUCCUGCCUAUGAUCACCGUGCUUCGUGAGGGUCUCGAGGCGAUCGUCUUCGUCGGUGGUGUUUCCCUGUCCGAGAGCGCAAAGGCCAUUCCCCUUGCCGUCGUCGUCGGUCUUGCCUGCGGUGUUCUCGUUUCCUACUUCAUCUACAAGGGUGGUGCUGUCCUUGCCAUCCGCUACUUCUUGGUCGUGUCCACGUGCAUCCUGUUCCUCGUCGGCGCCGGCCUCUUCUCUCGUGCCGUCGGCUACUUCCAGACCUUCGUCUUCAACCAGGGUGUUGGAGCCGAUGUCGAGGAACUCGGAGAUGGACCCGGCUCCUACGACGUCCGCGGCAACGUGUGGCAUUUGACCUACGGAAACCCUGAGAACACCCAGACUGGUGGUGGUUGGUCUAUCUUCAAUGCCAUCCUUGGGUGGAACAACACAGCGACUGUCGGAAGCGUCGUCGCAUACUGUGGCUUCUGGAUCCUCGUCAUCCUCAUCCUCGGCUACCUCAAGUGGUCCGAGGGACGCGGUCACCUCCUGGGCUGGAAGUCCGCAGCGUACCACAAGCGCCAACAGCGCCUGCGCGAGCAUGCCCGUGCGGAGAACGCGAGCGAGGUCGAGGACGAAAAGGCGUCGGUGGAGUCACCUGCAUAAACAGAUCAUGUAUACCGGUAAAUGCUACUUUGCUACAAACUUCCACUUGCACACGGAUGUAUACUUAACCGUAGCAUGAACUCACCGUUUCCUCUUUUGUUGCCCCGUUGGCCAGUAGCCUGUAAUGACAGACAAUGAACUUGUUAUUUCAUAUG
Dacryopinax primogenitus is the source of this 1424-nucleotide messenger RNA. Its product is annotated as Ftr1 protein. Gene Ontology annotation, cellular component: plasma membrane; high-affinity iron permease complex. The transcript has 5 exons. Gene Ontology annotation, molecular function: ferrous iron transmembrane transporter activity. NCBI's taxonomy places the organism in Eukaryota, Fungi, Basidiomycota, Dacrymycetes, Dacrymycetales, Dacrymycetaceae. The coding region runs from base 82 to 1269 and encodes 395 amino acids. The record is from RefSeq and is a predicted model, not a curated record. Gene Ontology annotation, biological process: iron ion transmembrane transport.